Molecule: messenger RNA, 5554 nt
Organism: Marmota monax (woodchuck)
Lineage: Eukaryota; Metazoa; Chordata; Mammalia; Rodentia; Sciuridae
Gene: Hif3a
Product: hypoxia inducible factor 3 subunit alpha
Exons: 15
Coding region: 1067-3100 (677 amino acids)
Biological process (GO): regulation of transcription by RNA polymerase II; cellular response to hypoxia
Molecular function (GO): RNA polymerase II transcription regulatory region sequence-specific DNA binding; protein dimerization activity; DNA-binding transcription factor activity, RNA polymerase II-specific
Source: RefSeq, a predicted model, not a curated record
AGAGGGGAUCAGAGAAAAGACUGAAGAUUUUGGAACCUCAGUGUUGGGGUUAAAAUCCCAGCUCAGCCAGGUACUGGCCUUCUGACUUCUUGGGCAAAGGACUUCACCUCGCAGAGAUUCAGUUUUCCCUUCAAACAAUGGAAGUCUAAAAGCUUCCCUCUAGAGGUCUCCUGAGGAUGGCAUGAGUGCACCCAGCAGAAUACCUGCAGCGUCGGACCCAUAAUGCUUAGCAAUUGAUGGCUGCUUAUUAGGAAUGGUUUUUGCCAAUAUUAUAAAUGUACAUAAGACUACAUAUAUAAGAAGCAAGAGACCCUUUAAUUUUUUAUUCAAAAGCCAAACUACAGCUUCAGAUAGACAUGGAGUUUGAAUUCAAAGAUGGUGGCAGAAACAGGAUGAAACACUUUAAAACUUGGACAUAAAUCCAGGACCAUAAAACAGAGAAAUCUUAGGAGAGCAGGCAGACCGGUGUUCAACCCCUGGCCUCACAUCAGCAGCAAGUGCUGCACCUCGCUGCUUUGUUUCCUGGUCUGUUCAAUGGGGAUAAUGGAUUUGCUUCCUUGAGAGUUGUCUGGGCAUUACGUGGGUUUCCCACUUGGCACGGGUACUGAUAUAGGAAAACCCGAUACGUGGCAGAUGUUUCCAACAAAACAGCAUUCAUCCCCCCAACCCAGCCCCACUCGCAAAAUUCAGGUAUUUGAAGUUGAUUAAAAGGUAGAGGGUGAAGAGCUAUCUGCUGGGUAAAAGCCGGGGCUGGUUUGCUGUGUCACCCUGGCGGGCGGCCCCUUAGGGCCCCUAUUGGUGCCUCCUUAGACUUUGAGAUAUCUCUGCUCCAAGAUUCUGAGGACUCAGCUCACUGAGGAGGGGAAAGGGCAGUGCAGGGGGCUCCCGGAGGCUGAAGGGCAGGGGACCUGGGAAGCUCCAGCCAUCUUCAAGCUCCCUCCCUCUUCUGGCCCCCGGCCAGCUCAGCCAUCCCCCUCCCAUCAGGAGGCCUCUCUGUCCCCCGGGCGUCCCCGGCUCGGGAAAUAAACUGCAUAGAAGUCAGGGAGGGGACAGAGCGGUCCGAGGCAUGCCACAGAGAGGAGCGAGGCGCCAGGAGGGCAGCAUGGUUUGGCACCAGGACAGGUCCAGCACCGAGCUGCGCAAGGAGAAGUCCCGGGAUGCGGCCCGCAGCCGGCGCAGCCAGGAGACCGAGGUGCUGUACCAGCUGGCACACACGCUGCCCUUCGCGCGCGGCGUCAGCGCCCACCUGGACAAAGCCUCCAUCAUGCGCCUCACGAUCAGCUACCUGCGCAUGCACCGCCUCUGUGCCGCAGGGGAGUGGAACCAGGUGGGAGCAGGGGGAGAGCCACUGGAUGCCUGCUACCUGAAGGCCCUGGAGGGCUUCGUCAUGGUGCUCACCGCCGAGGGAGACAUGGCUUACCUGUCGGAAAAUGUCAGCAAACACCUGGGCCUCAGUCAGCUGGAGCUCAUCGGACACAGUGUUUUCGAUUUCAUCCAUCCCUGCGACCAAGAGGAGCUCCAGGAUGCCCUGACCCCCAGCCCAAGCCUGUCCAAGAAGAAGCCCGAGGCCCCCACGGAGCGGCGCUUCUCCUUGCGCAUGAAGAGCACCCUCACCAGCAGGGGGCGCACCCUCAACCUCAAGGCAGCCACCUGGAAGGUGCUGCACUGCUCCGGACAUAUGAGGGUCUACAAGCCCCCCGCACAGCCUUCCCCCGCCGGGAGCCCCGGCUCCGAGCCCCCGCUGCAGUGCCUGGUGCUCAUCUGUGAAGCCAUCCCCCACCCAGGCAGCCUGGAGCCCCCGCUGGGCCGGGGGGCCUUCCUCAGUCGCCACAGCCUGGACAUGAAGUUCACCUACUGCGACGAGAGGAUCGCAGAGGUCGCUGGCUAUAGCCCCGAGGACCUCAUCGGCUGUUCUGCCUACGAGUACAUCCACGCCCUGGAUUCCGACGCCGUCAGCAGGAGCAUCCACACCUUGCUGAGCAAGGGCCAGGCAGUAACGGGGCAGUAUCGCUUCCUGGCCCGGAGCGGUGGCUACCUGUGGACCCAGACCCAGGCCACGGUGGUGUCAGGGGGCCGGGGCCCCCAGUCAGAGAGCAUCGUCUGCGUCCACUUCCUGAUCAGCCGAGUGGAAGAGACGGGUGUGGUGCUGUCCCUGGAGCAGACGGAGCAACACUCUCGCAGACCCCUGCAGGGGGGUGCCCUCUCUCAGAAGGACGCCCCUAAUCCUGGGCACAGGCUUGAUGCCCCCGGCCCCCGCAUCCUGGCCUUCCUGCACCCCCCUUCCCUGAGCGAGGCCACCCUGGCCGCUGACCCCCGCCGUUUCUGUAGCCCUGACCUCCGCCGCCUCCUGGCGCCCAUCCUAGAUGGAGCUUCGGGAGCUGCCACCCCCAGCACCCCGCAGGCUGCGCGGCGUCCCCAGAGCCCUCUUCCGGCUGAUCUCCCAGGUGAACCACCUGUGGGCGUGGAGAAUGCGCGCAGGCUCUUCCCCAGCGGGAGAAUCCUCGGGGCAGCGGAGACGGAGCUGGCCGCAGCUCAGGACGCCGAUGCUCUGGACUUGGAGAUGCUGGCCCCUUACAUCUCCAUGGACGACGACUUCCAGCUCAGCGCCAGCCAGCAGCCUCCCAGCGCCUACCACAGACCCCGAGGGGCUGUGCGCCGGCCCCGCGCGCGGAGCUUCCACGGCCUGUCGCCCCUGACCCCCGAGUCCUCCCUGCUGCCCCGCUGGGGGAGUGACCCCCGUCUGAACUGCUCCAGCCCCUCCAGAGGGGACCCCUCAGCAUCCGGCCCCACGGCUGGGGCUCGGAAGAGGGCCCUGGCCCACAGCCCAGUGGACGAGGGGGUGGAGCUGCUGGGAGUGAGACCCCCCAAGCGGCCCCCCAGCCUAGAGCCCGAAAGCUUCCUGCUGCCUCCCCUCAGCCUGAGUUUCCUUCUGACAGGAGGAGCAGCCCCGGGGAGCCAGCAGGAUCCCAGCAGCCGCCUCCUGGAUGUGAACGAGCCCUGGGGCCUGGGCCCCUCGCUGCUCUCUCUCUGUCCAGGCCAGGAUCCUGUCCAGCCCAGGAGCCACUUCCAGGCAGCGGCAGGAUUGGCCCAGACCCGCUGAGCCGCCGCUCCCGCCUCCGCCUCCCACCGGGAAGGGACCUCAGCCACACUCCAAGCCUGCACCAGCGCAAGGAGGGGGCCUCCGUCCCGAGUGCCCCCCCAGCCUCGGGCCUACCUCAGCCCCACCCCUGGCCCACGCCGUCUGGGGCCCGGGGGUCUCGCUCAGUGACCUCUGGGGGACUCGGCCCCCUCGUCGCCUCUCAGGACUCCUGGUUACCUCACUCCCCGCGGAACUCAGGCUCACUCUGGGAUCGGCUGGGAGGGCCCGGUCCGGGAGCGUCUCUUUCUGUCCUUCCUUUAUUAUUGUUUUGAUUUCUGUGUUUUCAUGAUAUGGUUUUUGAUCACUAUGAAUUGCCCGGGGUCCGUAAGAAUGUGGGCCUCUGAUUGUCCCCGCUCCUCGGGCCUCAGCGGGUGGGAAGCUCUGGGUCAGACCUCGCGUCCAGGGACCUUGACCUCCCAAGCUGCCCCCCAGCCCUGCCGUUGACCCAGCCUCGCCGCACAAUGAUUCCACUCGCCGUCUUCCUACUUCAGGGGGAGCCCAGAACUUUCUCUGCUUCCAGACGGUGUAGCCUCCGGCCUCCCCUGGCCCUGGGCUGCAGCCUCCGGCCUCCCCUGGCCCUCGAGCAUGGUCUGUGGUGGACCCCAACAGCCCCAGACCCCUGAUUCCAGAUCUCACAGCCUUUGGCUCUUUCUCGUUCUAAACUCACAACUUCCUGAUGCUGCCUGUGUUGAAGCCUCCCCAUCUCCAGAGAAAUGUUCUGGGUCACACAACCUCCGACUCCCUCCAGCUUCAAGCCCGUGAGCACCGCUGGUUCUAGAACUCAUUUCCUAACUCCCUCUUUUAGUUUUUCGUUUGGUUUCAGGCCCAGGGGAUGGAACCAGGAGCACUUAACCACUGAGCCACAUCCAGCCCUUUUUAUUUUUUAUUUAGAGACAGGGCCUUGCUAAGAUGCUGAGGCUGGCUUUGAACUUGCAGUCCUCCUGCCUCAGCCUCCUAAGCCGCUGGGAGCCACCAUACCCAGCCUUCCUGGGUUGUGGACCCCACGAGUGCAGGCUUCCUUGGUUCUGGUUUUUCCUGAUCUGAAAUACACUGGGUUCCAAAUCUCGGCCUCCUCUAACUUCUAAAUCAUCUUAGUUCCAAACCUCGUGGACACAGCUCAUUCCUCUUCGCCUCUCUACACACAAGACUCACUUUCCCCUAAGAGAAGUCAGUGAGUGUGUGUCUUGAUCUGGUGCCGGCUGUCCAGAGCCAGAUACCGCGUGCCAGUUUUCUCAGGUUCUAGACCUCGUGACCUCCGCCAUUCACUGGUUCUAGACUGUACAACCUCUUGACCUUGCAACCGUCAGGGUCCUCUGAUCCAGGAUCAUUGCCUGUGACCUCUCUGGUUCUAGAACGGAGCUAUGCCUGUCUUCUCAUUCUAGACUGCGGCCCCUGCGUUCCCUUGGUUCUAGACGGCAUGUCUUCCAGCUCCGCCUCUGGAUCACGUGGCUCCACAUAACCCUGGGUCUAGAACUCACCUUCAAAGAUCCGAUUAUAGGCCUUUGCCUCAUAGAUUUCUGUGGUUCUGGCCCUUAUAAUCCCACCUCCUCCUGAUUCUGGAUCUUAGGAUUCCACAAUCCCUAUGUUCGGGAACUUGGUCUGGGGACAUUUGCUAAUUCUCUCAUCACUCUAUAAAUUCUUGUGGUUCUAGGCUACAGCUUCCAACUGCCUCUGAUUUCAGACUCAAAUUCCUCAGUUUCUAGAACUCAGCCUCCAUGUGCUUCUAGAAUCUGAUUCUAGAAUCUAGCUUUGCCCCGUGGACUGCUCUGACCUCGGAUCUCACAAGCCCUGACUCUCAUUCCAGACCCCACCCCUACCGCGGCCCCUGAACUUGCACCAACCCACCCUGGUCUCCAGUCUUGCCUCCCAGGUCUCCACCCUCCGGGACCUCUGCUCAUGAACUUCACGCUCAGGCCUCUCAGCCUCACCUCCUGAGGUCUCCCUGUCCUAGAAGCCCUCCCCUCCCUACCCAGCCCUCCAGAGAGCACUUACCUGGCUUCAUCCCAGGCGCCUGGGGGCCCCCAGAGCCUUCCCCAGCCGCAGGCCUGCGCACAGCCCUGUCUGCAUAGGUGGAGGGGAGGGAGGCUGGGACUCCUCAGCUCCCCACCACAGCUGUGUGCCCUCCUGUCCCCCAGCUCCCUUCACAAUGGUGCUACUCUUACUCUCCACAGGAAGCCCCACACUCAGCCCCUCUCACCCCCUCUUUGGAAGGCACUGCCCACUUCUCUGUCAGGGAGUGGCCUGUCCAGACCGGUGCUAUGAGGGGAAAGGAUCUGACAGGUCGGACCCUCCCCUCUCAGGGGGUGACCCGAGCCCUCCAUGGAGGGCUGUGUUGGGCUAGGGGAAGGGAAGAGACUCUGGAACCCACUGAUGUCCCUGCAACCACAUAAAGACCUCGCCUUGGUGGGCACCACA